This is a messenger RNA of Colletotrichum acutatum, 1687 nucleotides long. RefSeq names its product BAR domain-containing protein. The record is from RefSeq and is a predicted model, not a curated record. NCBI's taxonomy places the organism in Eukaryota, Fungi, Ascomycota, Sordariomycetes, Glomerellales, Glomerellaceae. Gene Ontology annotation, biological process: endocytosis; actin cortical patch localization; plasma membrane tubulation. The coding region runs from base 149 to 1453 and encodes 434 amino acids. Gene Ontology annotation, cellular component: actin cortical patch; mating projection tip; medial cortex. Gene Ontology annotation, molecular function: protein binding; lipid binding. The transcript is spliced from 3 exons.
AAGGUUGGACGUCGAAUACCCUCAACUUUCAAGCAGCGAAAACCCUCGUCGAAACUUCCAGCCUGCGAUACCACCUUUUCUGCCCUUUAUUGGCACGAAUUUUGCAAAUACCUAAUCCGAUACAUCACCACCACAAAAUCACCCCGCCAUGAGCUUCCGGGGCUUCCAGAAAAGCGUCAUUCGGGCGCCCCAGCAAUUCAAGUCGCGCUUCAAUAUCGGCGAGCACACAAAGGAUGCCGUCUACAUCGAUUCCGAGCGCAGAUUUCAAGAGCUGGAGACCGAGACGAAGCGAUUGCACGAUGAGUCCAAGAAAUACUUCGAUGCCAUCAACGGCAUGCUCAGCCAUCAGAUCGAAUUCAGCAAGGCUAUGACCGAGAUCUACAAGCCCAUUUCCGGUCGCAUGUCGGAUCCCGACAGUUUGGAGGUUCGCGGCAACCCCGAGGGUAUCCGUGCCUGCGAAGAGUACGAGGCUGUCGUCAAGGAUUUGCAGGAGACUCUUGCGCCAGAGUUGGAGAUGAUAGAAAGUAGGGUUAUUCGCCCAGCCAACGAACUCCUCGAUGUCGUCAAGGUCAUUCGCAAGUCGGCAGCGAAGCGCGAACACAAGAAGCUCGAUUACGACCGACACAGACAAACCCUAAAGAAGCUGCAAGACAAGAAGGACCGGAAUGCCAAGGACGAAAAGGCUUUGUGGAAAGCGGAGAACGACGUGGAGCAGGCGACUCAGGAGUUCAACUACUUCAAUGAUCUUCUCAAGGAGGAACUGCCGCGCCUGUUUGCGCUCGAGCAACAAUUCAUCCAGCCCCUCUUCCAGUCCUUCUACUACAUGCAACUCAACAUCUUCUACACGUUGCACGAGAAGAUGCAACACUGCGACAUCGGCUACUUCGACUUAACGCUUGACGUGCUUGAGGCAUUCCACAAGAAGCGAGGUGAUAUUCAAGAGCAGGCGGAGAAGCUAUCCAUCGUGAAGUUCAAGACGACUGGUCAGAGACGUCCAGCAAAAUACGGCGGCCGUCCCGCAAUCGAGGGCAAGCCUCAACACCUGCUUACCGCUGGACCUUCUUCCUCUUCAGCUGCAUCAACAACCUCAGCAGCGCCCACAAAGUACGGUGGUUACACCAAGCAAGGAGAAGUCGCCGACUCGAACCCGCCGCCUCCAUACUCUCCUCCGCCCACGAACGGAACUUCUGGUGGAGGACUCGCCGCUAUCGCUGCAGCAAAGUCAAAGCCUCCUCCGCCCAAGCCCAAGCCCAGCCGACUCAGCGGAGCGCCGGCGGCAGAGCACGUUACCGCCUUGUAUGACUACGCUGCACAAGCUGAGGGCGACCUGAGCUUCAGGACUGGCGAUGUCAUCGAGAUCAUCAGCAGAACAAAAAACGAGAAUGAAUGGUGGCAAGGUAGAUUGAACGGAAAGACUGGGCAGUUCCCAGGGAACUAUGUGAAGUUGAACUGAGUGGGACCGUUUGACUCCCAACCCACCAAUAACGAUCGACACCCGUGAUCUUUACUCAAAUACACUGUGCCGCAGAGGCACAUUAAUGAACAACUGCUAGGGCAUCGAAAGGGAAGCGCGAAAUACUUGCAUUUGGGAUCUUCGGCGUACGCAGAAGGGACUGCCCCAUCAUUUCGAGUCGGAAAACACUUGGGAGAGGAGUGAAUGCAAAGGGAGAGAAAGUGAGGGAAACUU